Messenger RNA from Fragaria vesca subsp. vesca, 820 nucleotides. RefSeq names its product U3 small nucleolar ribonucleoprotein protein IMP3-like. The transcript is spliced from 5 exons. Gene Ontology annotation, biological process: rRNA processing. The coding region runs from base 146 to 694 and encodes 182 amino acids. Gene Ontology annotation, molecular function: rRNA binding; snoRNA binding; structural constituent of ribosome. The record is from RefSeq and is a predicted model, not a curated record. NCBI's taxonomy places the organism in Eukaryota, Viridiplantae, Streptophyta, Magnoliopsida, Rosales, Rosaceae. Gene Ontology annotation, cellular component: Mpp10 complex; small ribosomal subunit; small-subunit processome.
GUCCCGAGUUCUAACAGUGGUCCUUAUCACACCGGAUAGCCCUAACCAUCAUAAACCCUAAACCCCUCAAUCUGCCGCUUCUCUCUAAUCCUCGAGCUCUCUUCUCUCCGAUUCACUAUUCUGUUUCUAGGGUUUUGGAGCGGCAAUGAGGAAGCUCAAGUACCAUGAGAAGAAGCUGUUGAAGAAAGUGGACUUCCUGUCAUGGAAGAGAGAAGGAGGUCACAGAGAGGCCAUGGUUAUGCAACGUUACCACGUCACUGGCCGCGACGAUUACAAAAAAUAUUCGAGUGUGUGCCGGACGACUCAGAAGAUGGUGAACAUGUUGAAGCAGAUGAACCCGAAUGACCCGACUCGGAUUGAAUUGACUGAUAAGCUGUUGGAGAAGCUGUACAAUAUUGGUGUCAUACCGACCAGGCAAAGCUUGAAAGAAUGUGAAAAAUUAUCGGUGUCAUCCUUCUGUAGACGAAGACUCUCAACUGUUUUGAUGCGAUUGAAGUUUGCUGAGCACCUGAAGGAGGCUGUCACAUACAUUGAGCAAGGGCAUAUAAGAGUGGGUCCAGAGACUGUUACUGACCCAGCAUUCCUUGUGACAAGGAAUAUGGAAGACUUCAUAACAUGGGUGGACUCAUCCAAGAUCAAGAGAAAGGUUAUGCAGUACAAUGACAAGCUAGAUGAUUAUGAUAUAAUGAACUGAGGAGAUCACUGAUGUGGAAAUUUGAGAUUCCCAUGGUACUGUCUUGUUGGUACACGAAAAGAAACAGAUUCUAAUGUACUGUGACUUUAUCCUCGCCUUUUUUUGAAUGGAGUUUAAAUUACUCAA